Molecule: messenger RNA, 486 nt
Organism: Poecile atricapillus (Black-capped chickadee)
Lineage: Eukaryota; Metazoa; Chordata; Aves; Passeriformes; Paridae
Product: FXYD domain-containing ion transport regulator 3-like
Exons: 8
Coding region: 98-361 (87 amino acids)
Biological process (GO): regulation of sodium ion transmembrane transporter activity
Cellular component (GO): membrane
Molecular function (GO): sodium channel regulator activity
Source: RefSeq, a predicted model, not a curated record
UCCCCGCCGCUGUCCCUUGGCCCCGCCCCCUCCAGUUCCCCUCCCCCCCAGUUCCAGUUCCUCGUGGCUGCUCUGGGAAGGGGUCAAAGGUCACGGAAUGGAGCGGGAAAGGCUCGGAGCACUGGUGAUACUGGGAGUUCUGUCCCUGGCCAGAGGGGACCCCCCCGAUGCCACCAGUCCUUUCCAGUAUGACUGGUGUCACCUGCGCGUCGGUGGCCUCGUGGUGGCGGCCGUGCUGAGCGUGGUGGGGAUCAUUGUCCUGUUCAGUGGGAAGUGCAAGUGCCGGAGCAAGGCCAGCCGCCGCCACCCCCCAGCGGAGCUGUCACCCCUGGCUGGGACAGGAGCCACCGGCUCGCGCUGAGUGUCCCCAAGUGUCCCCAAGAGGUGACACUUGGGGACAGAGCCCUCGGGGAUGUCCCCAAAUGUCCCCAAGGAGGAGCCGGAAUAAAAAUGGGGCAAAAAACGGAGAUUUUGGUCAUUGGGGGA